Acanthosepion pharaonis is the source of this 2700-nucleotide messenger RNA. NCBI's taxonomy places the organism in Eukaryota, Metazoa, Mollusca, Cephalopoda, Sepiida, Sepiidae. The record is from the annotation of a GenBank genome assembly.
AUGUGCUGCGAAUUAUGUAUAAACGGCAGAUUUGUCAUGAUUCUGCUUAUUCUAUCUUUCUCUCUCUCUCAUAACUUACUGUCUUUCUCUUUCAAACAAGCUUUCUCAGUCUUUCUCUCUCUCUGCUUUUUAAUGGCCUCUCUCAUAGAUUACUUUCUUACUUUGUCUUUUAAUCACUCGUUGCUUUCUGUCUCGCUCUCUCAUAGCUUAUAUUGUAUUUCUUUUCCCUCUCUCACUGCUUUCUCACCACCUUUCUCUUUGAUCUACCAUACUAACUCUCUCACUCGUUGCUUUCUCUUUCUCAUUAUCUCUCUCUGUUUUCUCCCUGUUUUUCUUGUCUCUUUCUCACUGCUUUCUCAGGAUCUCUCUCUUCCACGUUCUCAAUAUCUUUCACUUCUUCUUUCCCCAUUAUUGUUCUCACUCUCUAUAUCCAACUACAAUCUUUAUCACACCCUCUCUUCGACUUUCUUACAAUCUCUUUCUAAAUAUAACUAUCAGUAUCUCUCUUUCUCACUGCUUUCUCUUUAUAUUACCACUCUCUCUCUCUCCCAUUGCUUUCUCUUUAUCUUUCUCGCUAUUUCUCACUCUCCCUUUAUCACUAUAUUCUCUUUCUCAUCUUUCCUCUUUCUCUUUCCUUUCAAUCUCUCUUUAUUUUCAUUCCUUUUCUCUCCAGAUCUUCUCCAUUUUUUUCUAUUCCCAUCUUUCCUCUCUCUCUCUCUUUCUCACUCUUUUCUUUCCAACUCACUCUUUCCAACUCUCUCCCAAUCCUCUCUUUUCAACUCUUUUAAUUCUCUUCCAACUUCUUUUCCAAUUUUUCCAGUUCUCUCUUCCCACCCACUUUUCCAAUUCUUUCUUUCCAGUUCUCUUCCCAACUCUUUCCAAUUCUUUCUUUCCAGUUUCUUCCCAACCUCACUUCCCACUCCUUUCCUUUCCCAAUUCUUUCCUUUUUUUUCUUCCUCUUCUUCCCACCUCACUCUUUCCAAUUCUUUCUUUCAGUUCUCUCUUUCCUUUUUCCAAUUCUUUCUUUCCAGUUCUCUCUUCCCACCUUCUUUCCAAGUUCUCUCUUUCCAAUUCUUUUCUUUCCAGUUCUCUCUUUCCCACCUCAGUUCUCUCUUUUCUUUCCAAUUCUUUCUUUCCAGUUCUCUCUUCCCACCUCACUCUUUCCAAUUCUUUCUUUCCAGUUCUCUCUUCCCACCUCACUCUUUCCAAUUCUUUCUUUCCAGUUCUCUCUUCCCACCUCACUCUUUCCAAUUCUUUCUUUCCUCUUUCCCUUUCCAGUUUCUCUCUCCCCCUCCUCUUUCCAAUUCUUUCUUUCCCCUUUUCACUCUUUUUCCAACCUUUCAGUUUCCAAGUUCCCUUCCCACCUCACUCUUUCCAAUCCCUCUUUCCCACCAAUUCUUUCCAAUUCUUUCUUUCCAACCUCCUCCUCUCUUUCCAAUCCAAUUCUUUCUUUUCCCUCUUCCCCACCUUUCUUUCCACCUCUUCUUCUUUCCCCUCUCUUUCCCACCUCACUCUUUCCAAUUCUUUCUUUCCAGUUCUCUCUUCCCACCUCACUCUUUCCAAUUCUUUUUUUCCAGUUCUCUCUUCCCCACCUCACUCUUUCCUCUCUUUCCAAUCUCUCUUCCCACCUCCUCUUUCCAAUUCUUUCUUUUUCCUUCCCACCUCUCUUUUCCAAUUCUUUCCAGUUCUCUCUUCCCACCUCACUCUUUCCAAUUCUUUCUUUCCUCUCUCUUGAUUACUUUCCAGUUCUCGCUUAUUUAUAUUUCUUUUCCAAUUCUUUCUUUCAGUUCUUUGAACUUUCCAAUUCUUUCUUUCCAGUUCUCUCUUCCCCCUCACUCUUUCCAAUUCUUUCUUUCCAGUUCUCUCUUCCCACCUCCUCUUUUUCUUCCAGUUCUUCUUCCCCACCUCUUUUCCAGUUCUCUUUCCUCUCUUCCCAACCUUCUCUUUUCCAAUUCUUUCUUUCCAGUUCUCUUCCCACCUCACUCUUUUCCAAUUCUUUUUCUUUCCAGUUUCUUUUCCCACCUCACUUUUUAUUUCCAAAAAGUUCUCUCUUAUUUUCAAGUUCUUUCUUUCCAAUCACUCUUUCCAAUUCUUUCUUUCCAGAUUUUCCAAAAUAUUUUUUCCAGUUCUCUUCCCAUAUUAUUUCCAAAUAUUCUUUUUUUCCAGUCCCCCAACUCUUUUAUUUUUUCUUUCCAACCUCCUUCUUACAUAUUUUCCAAAGUUCUCUUCCCACCUCCUCUUUUUCCAAUUCUUUUCUUUCCAUUCUCUCUUCCCACCUCACUCUUUCCAUUCUUUCUUUCCACUUCAACUCUUUCGGUCUUUCUUUCCAGUUCUCUCUUAGUUCUUUCUUUCCAGUUCUCUUCCCACUCUUUCCAAUUCUUUUCUUUCCAGACCUCACUCUUUCCAAUUCUUUCUUUCCAGUCAAUUCUUUUACCAGUUCUCUUUUUGUCAAUCUUCUUUCCAGUUCUUUCCAAUCCCCUCUCUUCCAAUCCCCUUUCCCCUCUCUUCCAAUCCCCUUUCCAACCCUCUCUUUCCAACUUUGAAUUCUCUUUUCCAAUUCUUUUUUCAAUUCUCUCUUUAAUUUCCACCUCUCUUUUAAAACCUCUUUCUUUCCCCUCUCUCUUCCAAUCCCUCUUUCCACCUCUCUUUUCACCUCUCUUUCCAAUUCUUUUAAAACCUCACUCUUUCCAAUGUGAUUAG